AUGAAAUAAUCUCAUUCUAAAAAGAAUCUAACAAGCAGUCUUUAUAUUGCCAACAAUCAACACACUGAAUUAAUCGAUUAUCUCAAACAGGAAAAUAAACAAUUAACUGAGUAAUUGAAUGAAUUGAAGGGCUUGCUCUAAUUAAAUAAGAAGGCAUUGAGAAUCAUGACACCUCAAAAUAACGAUGAAUAAAAUAAAGCUUUAUUGAUGGUUAUGAAAAAUUUGUAAGAAGAAAAUGCCAAAUUGCAUAAUCAAAUUGACAAACUAAUCGAGGAAAGGAAUCAAGCAUAAAAUUAAGUAUUAAUAAAUUAAUAAAUCACUGAAGAAGCUUAACGACAUGAAAAAGAAUUAAUCUUAUCAUUAUAGAAUAAAAUCUAAACCUUAUAAAAUAAUCUCAAUAAAGCUGAAUAACAAUUAAGCAAAAUGGAAUAACUCAAACCUGAAUACGAUGAAAUUUCAGGCAUUGUUAUCAAAUACAAAGAAAUUUGUGAACCUGAUAAAAUUGCUAUCAAAUUUCAUAAUCAAAUUGAAUUACUCACAUCUCAACUAAUUUAAUAGAUCAAGAAGAACAAACUCACCGAAAGUGAAAAACAAAAACUAUAAGGAUUUAAUUUAAAACUAAUGAGCAACCUAGUUCAAAUGAAAAGUACAGCUAUGACUUAUCACGGCAACAAGCUCAUCAUUCAACAGUAACAAACUCAAUAAGGACCAGAACAAUUGAUUAAAUUCUAAAACAACUUGUUAAAUGUUAUGAACAAGGAAGAAAAUGAAGAUUCAUCCUAAAAUGACAACAAUUCAUCCGUUGGCAGUUCACCUUUGAUGUCCCCAUUACCAUUAAAACAAGAGAAUUAGGUCGCGAAACAAAUGAAGGAAAUCCCGAAGUUAGAUCUCACUAAGGCAAAAUAAAUACAAGAGAUCAAUGCUAAGAGACAGAUCUAAUAGAUGUAGGAUAUGAAAAAGUAGAUCGACCCUAACGUUGUUGAAAAAAUUAAUAAGUAUGAGAGAAUGAUAGAGGAGUUAAGAAGGAACUAUCAAAGAGAGAUGUUGCUAAAUAAGACUCUCGAAACUGCAAAUAAUGAAUUGCAAAGAAAUUGUGAAGAUUUAGAAAGUUAAAAAUAAAUACUCAUAAAUUCAAAUUUAAGACAUCAAGAGAAAUUACAGAAAAUCAAUAAACAAUAUUAUUUUCUCCAAUAAUUUUACAUCAAUAAUAAGGAUCAAAUAACUACCACUCAAAGUCACAAUCGAAGAUUUUCUCAAAGUCCAACUGAAUUAUCUUAGGAUAUGAUUCUAGACACUUCUUUCAUCGAUGCGAAUGGAGCAAUAAUUUCGAAUGAAAUACAAGAACAAAAAUUUGUAUAAUAACAAAUGCUGUAACAACAACAAUAAUAACAACAAAUUUAGUAAUUCUAAUAAUAAAAUUUCUAUUCUUACUAUGUCCCUAAUAAUUUGGAAGAUUCAAAAAAGUUCUUAUUGAGUUUGGCUGAACUAAUUUAUUGCAGCUUGCAGGAAAGGAUAGAAUAAUUGUAACAACAGGAAUACAAUUGCCAAGUAAAUAAGGAACAGAGAUUCAGAUCUGUAAGUGAUAUAAACGAUUAUCAACGCACAGGACUUUAGAAAUAUAAUUAUUUUCAGCAAUUAUGA
Paramecium tetraurelia is the source of this 1641-nucleotide messenger RNA. RefSeq lists its product as uncharacterized. The transcript is spliced from 4 exons. NCBI's taxonomy places the organism in Eukaryota, Ciliophora, Oligohymenophorea, Peniculida, Parameciidae. The record is from RefSeq and is a predicted model, not a curated record.